AUGCUGGGUAGCGUGCGAGCAGCACUCCUCAUAAUAGGGGUUGCGGCUACUCUGGAGGAGGAGGGUGUGAUCGAUGACCUUGGCCGAGACCCAUGGGUUGUGACGCCUAUGCUAUCGGGUGGUCAGUAUAGACUCCCGGAUGGUGCUGUCGUGGAUGGCGCGGAAAUGCCACCAGGAGACUUGGAAUUGUAUCGUAACGGCCAUAGAUUGGAUAUUAACCCCGAGUUCUAUCGAUGUGGUGCUCUCGAUCAGACUCUUCGGGAGCUGGAGAAUCAAGUGGAUCCUACUGUGCUGAGAGUAGAUGCCACCUUGAGUCGUCAUGAGCAUGCGGAUCUCUGUGGUAGAGCAUUCGGGCAUCUUUUUAGAGAGAACCCUGGAUGGGAGACAACUCGAGAAAGGGUUGGCAGUGUUAUCAAUGAAAUUAUGUCUGCUAUAGGGAAGGGAGGAACUCAGGAGCAGAUCGAGGAGCUCACGGCAUUCCUCUCUGAUGAGGAGAGUAUCGCAGCGGGAGUUGCCGGAGGAGUGGUCGUUACGCGGUCUAUUAUCCUGAGAAUGAAUACUGUCAAUGGAGCGCAGACUGUUCCCGACUGGUGCAGAGUGAAGGGCAAACUGCUCGUCUAUGGCGACGAGAAGAAGGUUAGCAAGUAUCGAGGCUCGGACGAGGAGGGUGCUGAUGAGAUUGCGUACAAAUGGGCAACUUAUGGAGCUGAUGCCCUCGGAGACUACCAGUGCAUGUAUGAGCUGGCGAUGAUGGACGUUUUCAAUAGGAAGAAUUAUCCUCUGGCCCUCGAGCGGUUGGAAAAUCUGUCUAAACGCCCACCGGUCGUGUUUCCUUGGGAGAUGAAUCCCUUGGACCAAUUUGCUGAUCCUGAGUUGGAAGCUCGAGUGAUGGACAUGUUACUUGAGAACAAUCCGUGGACUGCAGAUAGUAUAGGGAAAUCCCCGGACGAGGAAGAGCUACAGGGGAUGGAAAAAGGAGGGUCAGCGGUCGUACCUGCACCUCAUGUGACGGCUUCGGUGGUGGGCGUGGGGGUUGCCUUCCUGGCGUACGUGGUGGAUUGUUGCCGAUGUGGCAUGUAUGCUUUGAGUGCGAGCCGGGACCAUCGAUUUAUUGGAGCCGUCUUUCAAUUCGAAUGUCCAUUUAUCAAAAUUCCUCGCGGUUGGCCCGAGCCCCCAACUGUUCAACUCACAGUGUUUGUCCUUGUUCUCGUUUUUCUCUUGAUUCUGUUGAAGAUACUAUCGGGAAAGCUGAUCCGAAUGCUUUCCCGAGGAGAUGUUCCUGAACACCAACAUCGAGAGUAG
This is a messenger RNA of Perkinsus marinus ATCC 50983, 1302 nucleotides long. RefSeq lists its product as hypothetical. The record is from RefSeq and is a predicted model, not a curated record. NCBI's taxonomy places the organism in Eukaryota, Perkinsozoa, Perkinsida, Perkinsidae. Bases 1 to 1302 code for a protein of 433 amino acids. The transcript is spliced from 11 exons.